Molecule: messenger RNA, 2871 nt
Organism: Phaedon cochleariae (mustard beetle)
Lineage: Eukaryota; Metazoa; Arthropoda; Insecta; Coleoptera; Chrysomelidae
Source: the annotation of a GenBank genome assembly
AUGCAGAUGCAACAGCGCAUGCGCAAACGCAUGCGCAAACGCGUGCGCAAAGGUAUGCGCGAUGGCAUUGUUAAACAACUAAUGGACCACGAGGCAGACUUUGAAUCGAGAGAGGACUGCUUCCGCGAAGUUGAAGAAUCUCUCAAGAUUUCUUUACCGAUUUCCCUGAAGAAUGUGUUGAGAAUGAACGCAUUCAACAAUGCUGCCGUAUUACGCGAUAUCACUGAGAAAGAUUUUGAAGAUAUGGAGAAAUUUAUGGCAUCUGAGACAACUCAAGAAUUGAUUCCAAAAAGCGAAUAUGAGCAAUAUUACGGCAUUUUUGACACAAAUCCUGAAAAAUUCCAAUUUUUGCUUGGUCAUAAGAAGCUGCUGUUGUUAAUUAGGAAUUUCUUCAGAGAAAAACUCGAGAAACGCGAUGCUAGAUCUGAGAUGGAACCUCAAACUGAUAAACGGAGGACACUGAACAAUCUACAAUACACUUCAAAUCCUACUUCAUCUGCGAGCUCAUCUGUGAUUUUAGCUACAGACUUGACCAGCGAAAAUAAACAAGUUGCCCAAACGGUGAGAAAUUGGAUCAAGGGCAAAUGCACUUCUGAUAAGCAAUGGGAAUACUUCAAAGACAAAUUCUCACAGAUGUCCUUCGAGAUAAAACUAAAUACGCGAAACGACUUGUGCUGUACCAUGACGUGUUAUUGUAUGAGCAAAUAUAAAAUUGUAAAGUCCGCUCAAAAAAUGAGAUAUUCUGAGCGAUGGGUUUAUGGAAAUUUUCAUAAACAUCUGAUCAAACACUUCAAUCAGUCAAAUGAAGCAGUAUCGAUUGAAAAUCCAGUCAAACACAACCGACCGGUAAAUGAAUUCACCAAAAAUGAACAGGGAACGAAGAAACAGCACUCCAAACAGCCAGGAAUAAUGAAUUAUUUCACGAUGUCAGGAGCAAGUCGUGUUACUACUCACAUUAACACUGACUCCUCGAACCCCUCUUGCACUGAAGAAUCAACUGCACGAAAUGAAUCCGACAUCAUUUCGGAAUUAAACAAUGAAGUGGUAGAAAGUAGAGAUUCAUUACUCCAUGUUAUGGACAGAGGAUCAUAUGAAACUGUUGAGCAAGAAGCACAUUCACCAAAUAUUGGACCAAAGAUCAAUAUUUUGAGUAAUCAAGUGAUUACUGUUCAGGCAAUGGUUCAUUCCUGUGCUGAUGGAAACCCUCCUCGUGAAUUCCCUCAAAAAAAUAUGAAUUCGAUGACUGAUUCCGAGUUGAAUGCUGAUGAAGAAAAGCCGAUGGAAAAUGGCAAUAAUAAGACGAUGGGCAAAUGGAGAUCCGAAAAAUAUCAGAGAAAGGCGAGGACGAGAAGAAAGCUAGAAAGCAAAAUUGUCAAUCAGCCAGUUAUAACUUCAUUUUUACCACUACUUAGCACAGUGGAAAAAGAAGUAGAGAAUAUUGUCGAUGUUACCCAUGGAAACGACACUGAAACUAUGCAUGCUACGCUUGGGGGUCAAAUCAGUGAGAAGUCCGAAGAAGGAGUUUUCGAUUAUGAUGGACUUUGCAAGUAUCUGGAAGAUAGAAAUCUGCCAAAGGUUGUAUGGAUAAGUGAAGACGGGACCCGAGUUACUGGCAGAAUCGAAUAUGACUCGAAAAGUAACAAGCUAGUUGGUUUCACCCUACCUUUGAUUGAUGGCUUACCCAAAACAAACACGUUCAUUGCCACAUCUGCAAAAGCAAUUCAAGAUUACUUUCUUUCAAGUUCUAAAUCAAAUUAUGCCUAUGUAGUGAUGGCUCAGCCUCUGUCAAAAUCUGCUCCACCAUUUUGUCUCGUUAUUUUCGGAACAGAUAAUAAGUUUGAUUCAAACGAUGUCACAAAAAGAUGGGAACAUAUCAAAGAAAACCUAAGAAGACGUGGUAUAACGGUAUUAGGUUUCUCCAGUGAUGGUGACACCCGGCUGUUGAAAACAAUGCGUCAGCAUGCUUCACUCCCACCACAAGUUGAUGAUAGUACAUAUAUGUGGCAAUGGUAUCAAGCAGGAUACAAAAAGGACGAUCCUUCCUAUGUACAAGAUACUGUACAUAUUGCAACAAAACUACGCACAAGAUUCCUCAAUUCUAAGGUGACGUUAAUAAUUGGAUCAUUCACUGCGAAGCCUGAGCAUUUGAAGCAGCUAAUUGAUAAUUUCUCAAAAGAUAAACAUUUGUUGACAGCCUCAGAUUUGAAAGCAGAAGACAAAAUGUGCUUCAGAUCUGCAGAAAAGAUGAGCUCUGAAUCAGUAAUUCAAUUGCUUAAAGAUAUUCCCGGAAGUGAUGGUACACGGGCGUAUCUCCGAUUGAUGCAGUAUGCUAUAGCAUCUUUCAUGGAUCCUUCUUUAGAUACGAUUAAGAAGAAACGACUGCGAAUCAAGAGACCCAAAAAGAACACAAGCAAAAAAUCAAAUUCCGAAUCUUCAGAUGAUGACGAAUCGAGUGUUGAAUACGAUGAUAGUACAGACACUGAGAAUUUUUCUGAUGAAACUGAUGAAAAUAUGAUUUCUUCUGAUGAAAUUCCUCCCGGUCAACUUACAGUUGAUGAGACAAAUAGCAACUUGGCAGAUUCUAUUCAACCGGAAUGUGGAAAAUUCUAUGCUAUUUAUUACGAAGAACGAUGGUAUCUGGGCUCAAUAUCUAGAAUCGUUGAUAGUGAAUAUGUCGUGAAAUUUCUAAGAAAAAAACGAGGGAGUGAAACAAAAUUCUUGUGGAAGAAACCAGAUGAUAUUUCCACAGUUUUGAGACAAUACAUUUUUUAUGGACCAAUAGAGGCCGAUGAACACAUUGAAGUCUUACAACUGAGUGAUUUGCAGCUAGCUGAAAUCAAUCAAAUUUAUUCAAAAAUGAAGAACAAAUAA